AUGACACAUCCAACGAAAGCAAUCUACAAGAUUUUGAUGACCGAUUAUGUAAAGGUCAGUAGUAUGACAGAGGAGAUUCCAUUCAACGAUAUAGAUCUAAAGAAAAGCUCAGAGAAGAUCGAACAGAUAAAGUAUCACGAGAAAUUGGAACACAAAGGAAUCAAGUUUUGUUGUUAUAAUGCUGGUCAUGUAUUGGGUGCUGCAAUGUUUAUGAUUGAAAUUGCAGGUGUAAAAAUAUUAUAUACUGGAGAUUUCUCAAGACAAGAAGAUAGACAUUUAAUGGGUGCAGAGACACCACCGGUCAAUGUAGAUAUUCUAAUCAUUGAAAGUACGUAUGGUGUGCAAGUUCACGAGCCGAGACUCGAGAGAGAGAAGCGAUUCACUUCGUCGAUACACGAGGUAGUUAAGCGUGGAGGUCGAUGUCUGAUUCCGGUGUUUGCGCUCGGAAGAGCACAAGAGUUGCUGUUGAUUCUCGACGAAUACUGGAUUGCGCAUCCAGAGCUACAGAAGAUUCCGAUCUACUACGCGAGUGCGCUGGCGCGUAAGUGCAUGUCGGUCUACCAGACCUACAUCAAUAUGAUGAACGAGCGUAUUCGUGCACAGUUUGACCUGUCGAAUCCAUUCAGUUUCAAACACAUUGAGAACAUCAGUGGAAUCGAGCGAUUCACUGACGACGGUCCGUGCGUGUUCAUGGCGUCACCCGGUAUGUUGCAGUCGGGUCUGUCGAGACAGCUGUUCGAGCGGUGGUGUAGCGACAAGAUGAAUGGUGUCGUGAUUCCCGGUUACAACGUCGAGGGUACGCUCGCCAAACAUAUCAUGUCGGAGCCCGAUGAAAUUACAAGAACCGACGGUGUCAAUGUUCCUCUCCACUUGACGGUGACCUACGUGUCGUUCUCUGCUCACUCUGACUUUCUCCAGACGUCAGAGUUCAUCCAGGAGAUUCAUCCGCCACAUGUGGUGCUGGUGCACGGUGACGCCAAUGAGAUGUCGCGUCUCAAGACAUCGCUCAUCGCCAAGUUCAAAACGAUCAAUAUUAUGACACCGAAAAAUACUCAUAUCGUGCAAAUGGAGUUCCGCGCGGAAAAGGUCGCCAAGAUGUUGGGAGCGAUCGCCGCCAACCCACCUCGCGAAAGCAAAAAGAUUGCCGGUCUCCUCGUAACAAAAGAUUUCACACACCACAUCAUUGCGCCCUCCGAUUUACACAACUACACCAACCUCAAGAUCAACACCAUCAAACAGAAACAAACCGUACCAUUCGCACAAAAAUAUCUACUACUCUCCAGCACACUCGAACAACUCUAUGAUGAAAUGGAAGAAUCGAAAACAAAGGACGAUAAACCAACUAUUAAAAUAUAUGGAUCUAUUUUAAUUACUUAUAAUGUAGGAUCACAUGUUACAAUUGAAUGGGAUUCCAAUCCAGUUACAGACAUGGUGGCUGACUCUAUUGUCGCUCUUAUUAUGCAGAUCGAAUCCAAUCCAUUUAGUUUGAGAGUAAAGUCAUCUAAAGAGAACAAUGGCGAUAUAAUUUUGACAGAUGAACAAUCUAGUAGUAGUGGAAUUCCACUUGUAAAGAUGGAGAAAGAGAACGAACAGGACGAAGAAGAUCUUACGAUUAUGACAAAGUCAAGGAAGAAGAGCCAACAAUUGACACUCCGCACCGAAAUUAUGACUAUGCUCUCCAAACAAUUCUCUGAACUCAAACCGGAUCAAGACGACCCGCUUUUAAUGCACUUGCACAUCGAUGACGAUAAAUCGGCAUCCAUUCACCUCGAAACCCUUAAAGUACACUCCAACACACCAGAACUCAAGACUCAAAUCGAAAAAGCAAUCCGACGUAUCUCAUUGGCCGUACACCCAAUUUCAUUCAACAUCAAUCCAUAUCUAAACAAUAACAAUAACAACAAUCAUUCAACAACCAACCAAACAAACACCACUUUAGAUAUCAAAAAUAGAAAUUUCAUAGAUAUUUAA
Molecule: messenger RNA, 1971 nt
Organism: Heterostelium album PN500
Lineage: Eukaryota; Evosea; Eumycetozoa; Acytosteliales; Acytosteliaceae
Gene: cpsf3
Product: CPSF3/YSH1 family protein
Exons: 3
Coding region: 1-1971 (656 amino acids)
Biological process (GO): mRNA 3'-end processing by stem-loop binding and cleavage
Cellular component (GO): mRNA cleavage and polyadenylation specificity factor complex
Molecular function (GO): RNA binding; 5'-3' exonuclease activity; RNA endonuclease activity
Source: RefSeq, a predicted model, not a curated record